UCCUGCUCGUGCUUUCACAGUCGGGAGACCCGCUUUUGGCUCAAUCUGGCGCCUGGUUAGUGAAAAUACUGUCAGUCAUAAGCUUAGGCUUGGGUGCCAACGAAUCGCGUUUCUUCCAUUUGUCUGUUCAAAUUCCGGCCGUUCAAUAAUCUAGCUCUCGAGAUUAUUAUGUCCCUGUUGCGCCUAAGAACCAAGGCAACUAAUCUUACCCGUUGCUUGCGUGUGAGGCAACUACAUACUACGCAAUGGAGACGAGAGAGGGAGAAAUUUGACCCUACACAGGUUGAACGGGCGGAGGACGAAGUGGAUGUGUGCAUCGUUGGCGCAGGUCCAGCUGGGCUGAGCGCGGCGAUUCGUCUAAAACAACUUGAACAAGAAAAGGGAAGAGAGCUACGCGUUGUCGUACUUGAGAAGGGCAGUGAGGUCGGUGCACAUAUUCUUUCCGGUGCUGUCAUUGAACCGCGAGCUUUGAACGAGUUACUACCGGACUGGCAAGGACGGGAUGGCCAUCCACUAAUGCAACCUGCUUCGUCGUCUUCUAUGCGCUUCCUUACUAGUUCAAUGGCGAUCCCAAUCCCACAUCCGCCACAAAUGAAUAACAAGGGAAAUUAUAUUGUAUCGUUAUCAAGAUUCACUGCAUGGUUAGGCUCAAUAGCGGAAGAACUUGGUGUUGAAGUCUAUCCGGGCUUUGGCGGUGCUCAAGUAAUCUAUUCCGAAGACAAGAAAGCCCUACAGGGUGUAAUCACCAAUGACGUAGGAUUAGAUCGCGAGUUCCGCAUGAAAGAUUCCUUCGAGCCGGGGAUGGCGUUCAAAGCGAAAGUGACACUUCUUGCCGAAGGUGCACAUGGAUCAUUGUCUAAGCAAGUCAUCAAACACUUUGAUUUGCGCAAAGAUGCGGACCCGCAAACAUACGGGAUGGGAGUGAAGGAAGUCUGGCGCGUUGAUCCUUCGAAACACAGGCCAGGAGAAGUCGUGCACACUAUGGGGUGGCCGCUUGACUGGCGAACAUACGGUGGUGGUUGGAUAUAUCAUAUGGACGGUGGUCUUGUUUCGCUUGGACUCGUCAUUGGGCUUGACUACGCAAAUCCAUAUCUCAGCCCGUUCCGUGAGUUACAACGAAUGAAACAUCAUCCACUCUUCGCAGACCUCCUCACUGGCGGAGAGCGAAUCGCAUAUGGUGGGCGAGUACUUAACGAGGGUGGGAUCCAAUCUGUUCCACGCCUUGCAUUCCCUGGUGGUGCACUUAUUGGAUGUUCAGCUGGUUUCGUCAAUGUCGCGAAGAUUAAGGGCACGCAUAACGCGAUGAAGAGCGGGAUGAUCGCCGCUGAAUCGGCGUUCCGUACAAUAGAGAACAGCGAUAGGGAAGAGACAAAGGAAACUGCCAUUGAUAUGAAUUCUUACGAUACUGCGUUGCGUAAUAGCUGGGUAUGGCAGGAUUUGAUGGAAGUGCGGAACCUUCGUCCGAGUUUCAACACUUCUCUCGGGAUCUGGGGAGGUAUCGUGUACUCUGGAUUUGACUCUCUUAUCUUGAAGGGACGUACGCCUUGGACGUUCCGAAACAAAUCCAAAAUGACCGACGCGCAACACACAAAACACGCAAGCGAAUGCAAACCGAUCGACUACCCACCUCCGAAACCACCACUCUCAACUGACAUCCUCACAGCCGUCGCACUUACAGGUACCAAUCACACCGAAGACCAGCCUGUACAUCUUCGCUUGCCACCCGGUAACAAAGCACGGACAGAACAUGUCAAGACGAACGUGAGUGAAUAUGCGGGGUUACUCGGAAGGGCGUGUCCUGCCGCUGUAUAUGAAUAUGUCGACGAAGAGGGGCCGGAAGGGAAGGAGGAAAGGGGUGGAUUUGCAGGAAAGAGGUUUGUCAUUAACUCGCAAAACUGUAUACACUGCAAGCUUUGUGACGUCAAGGUGCCAACGCAAGAUAUUACCUGGACUGUCCCGGAGGGGGGAGGAGGACCGAAAUACACUGUGACAUAAGUGAUUGCUUAUGCGCAUUCAUCCUCGACUGCUCGCCCAGCGAGCAUACCGCUCCAGCCUUGUGUGAUGAUGCGAUGCUUCUGCAACACAUACCUGCAGAAAAGUAUAUAAAAGACAAUCUUAGCAGAGGAAUGAUCAAGCACGCUAUAAUAUUGUCAUGCUAUUUUAAUGGAUUAUGAACGACCAGCAUGUUACCAUUUCCCUGUGUGUAUCUGUGAAUG
Molecule: messenger RNA, 2216 nt
Organism: Fomitiporia mediterranea MF3/22
Lineage: Eukaryota; Fungi; Basidiomycota; Agaricomycetes; Hymenochaetales; Hymenochaetaceae
Exons: 5
Coding region: 169-1995 (608 amino acids)
Biological process (GO): electron transport chain
Cellular component (GO): mitochondrial inner membrane
Molecular function (GO): electron-transferring-flavoprotein dehydrogenase activity; iron-sulfur cluster binding
Source: RefSeq, a predicted model, not a curated record